UGAAUAUCUUUGUUGUGGUAUCUUGAAAUGUUUUUGCAUAGCUGAAGCAAAACAAUAGCAUGGAAUUUACUUAUUAAGCAGCUGUAUUAAUGAGCAAGUUGUUUGUUUCUUUGAUUGUGAUUUUAUAUAUUUAUUUUUUUUUAAAGGGAAGAAAAAAAAAUCUAAUCGCUUGCCCCAUUGACCCCUGAUCCUAACAUUUAAAAAUGAAGGAAGAGAUUGCAGCAACAGUGUUUUUCAUUGCAAGACUAGCAAAAAAACAUGGUAAACUGGAUCGUGUCAGGAGGGAGAAGUUUGCUGUGGAACUGACCUCUAUACUCUUUGAAAAUUACAAAAGUCACUGGUACCCAGAAAACCCAACCAAAGGACAAGCUUUUAGGUGUCUAAGGAUGAACAAAGUUCAAACAAGAGACCCAGUUAUUGAACGCGCUUGUUGCCAGAGUGACAUUGUUUAUGAAAAUCUUGGCUUACCAAAGGAAAUGACCAUUUGGGUUGAUCCAGGAGAGGUGUCAUGCCGAUAUGGUGAGAAGUCAACCCCAAUUUGUGUUACUCAGCUGGAGAGUCAAAAGAGAGAUGGGGAGUUCUCUCGUAGGAUAAAUAAUGCGGUGGAAAGGGCUUCAUCAGACUACCAUUCUGGAACCUCCUCAGAUGAGGAUGGAGGAAACACCAGCAUGAGCAGCAACAUUAGUAGCAGCAACAGCAGUAACAGCAGCAGCUUUUCUGUUCCAGAGCCUAAAUGCAUCCCAACGGUCUCCAACCCGAACAGUGUCUACCAGUUCAGUGAGUUUGGGCAGCCCCCACCUAUGCAGAACUGGGGCACAUACCCUAAAAGAAAGCCAUAUGCCUCUGAGGGCUACCAGCAGCAUUCCUCAAGUGGACCAUACCCACCUCAUAAGAGUUUCAAGGGAUACAGGCCCUCCUACGCAUUCUCUGGUCCAAGGGUGGAUCGAUAUCACUGGGUCAGCAAGAACCGCUGCUAGACUUGUAUUAAGACCAGUGUAUUGUUUUGCUGCGCAGCUAUGCAGGCAUAUGUGAGUGUGGUAACUUUAAUUUCUAUGUAGAGCUUUAAAUUUAUUUAUGGAGUCAUGUGGCAAUGCCACGAAGGCACUUUUUAAAAGCUAGUUUUAAUGAUUUAUUUGUGGAGUGGAAAAUACUUUCUAAAUAAAAUCUAUUUUAAUAAAA
Cyprinus carpio (common carp) is the source of this 1179-nucleotide messenger RNA. Its product is annotated as maternal B9.15 protein-like. Gene Ontology annotation, biological process: negative regulation of cell population proliferation; negative regulation of mitotic cell cycle. The transcript is spliced from 4 exons. NCBI's taxonomy places the organism in Eukaryota, Metazoa, Chordata, Actinopteri, Cypriniformes, Cyprinidae. Bases 204 to 977 code for a protein of 257 amino acids. The record is from RefSeq and is a predicted model, not a curated record. Gene Ontology annotation, cellular component: cytoplasm; nucleus.